CAUCUCUUUAAUCUGCACUGUUUGGACACAGAGAGAGAGGAAGAUGAGACUCGCCGCUCUGGUUGUGGUGUGCGGGCUGAUUGUUGGUCAGGACGGAGGGAGCGUGGCAGCAGCUCUGCCGGGGUCUGACGCUGCACAGAGGUCACGUGCAACAGGAUCAGUCCUCUCUGCACUCAGGAGAAGAACUGCAGGAGAGUUUUUGGCGGAGGAUCCCAACCUGUGUUUCUCCCUGAGAGAGAAUGAAGACCAGCGGCAGCUCCUGUGCAACGACCGCAGGAGUAAAUUCAACUUCAACCCGUUCGGCCUCCGCUUCGGGAAACGCUACAACGGCUACAUUUAUAGAAGAGCCAUUAAAAGAGCCAGGACAAAUAAGUUCUCACCCCUUUCUCUCUUCUCACGAGAACUGGAGGUGCCUACCUGAAACAGAUGUGCGUCUUCCACUCUUCCAUACUAUGUGUUAAAAAGGCCUUUUACUUCAGAUAAAUGAUAUUCUGUGAAUAAAACUUUUGUACCUAC
Molecule: messenger RNA, 516 nt
Organism: Siniperca chuatsi (mandarin fish)
Lineage: Eukaryota; Metazoa; Chordata; Actinopteri; Centrarchiformes; Sinipercidae
Gene: kiss2
Product: kisspeptin 2
Exons: 2
Coding region: 44-421 (125 amino acids)
Source: RefSeq, a predicted model, not a curated record